This is a messenger RNA of Halichondria panicea, 2398 nucleotides long. RefSeq lists its product as uncharacterized. The record is from RefSeq and is a predicted model, not a curated record. NCBI's taxonomy places the organism in Eukaryota, Metazoa, Porifera, Demospongiae, Suberitida, Halichondriidae. The transcript has 3 exons. Gene Ontology annotation, molecular function: protein binding. Bases 149 to 2041 code for a protein of 630 amino acids.
ACGCCCAGCUAACAGAAAACCUGACUAACCUGACUCAGUCAACUCGACUGUGCAUGCAUGUACGUAUAUAGACGUCUAUGUGGUGGCUAACGGCCGCACUGAUUAUAGAAGAUUGCAUAGCACAGUUUGAAUUUGUACAAGAUGCACGAUGUUGAACAUAAAUUACUACCUUGCAAACUAUACUACUGAAAUAUUGGUGGUGCUGGCGGCGGUGGUGGUGUUUGGACUAACACUUAUAGCUCUUCUUGCAAUACUAUGGAUGCUCUGUAAAUGUGGAGUCUAUUACAGCAUCCAAAGUCAUGCAAACAGGGUACGGGUACGCUCUAAAGGAUGUACAUGUACAUGCAAUUGCAAGAUCAUGAAGGUGGAAUGGAAAAACAUUCCUCCCCUCAACUCCUAUGUUGAGGCACCCAAUGAAGCACUUGAAGUUGGAAGAGACUCUCCAGAGAUCAAGGCCAUUCGAAUGGAUUUGAACACAUUGAAGGAUGCAAUUGAAUUAGUUGGUCUACCUGAACUUACAAUUAAUCUCUAUUCAAAGCAAGUAAUUUCUUUUUACAUUCAAAAUAAAGUUAUAGCAAAACAGAUUGACAGUAUUGAACUAUUAACUGCAGUCAUUCGAAUCUUACAGAUAUGUUCCCAUCAGCGUCAAAACUUUUACAUGUUCAUUAAAAGCUUAAGGCUGUUGGAUGAUGUAACUCAAACAUUUUCAUGCUUAGAAGCCCGAUAUUUCUCAUUGAUCCAAAUGAAAUUGAUUGGAAAGGUGUCUAUGGAGUGUGACAGAAAAUUUUCAAUUACGAUAUCAGUGAUAGAUAGCCGAGCUAUGAAAUGUCCAAGCAGAAAUUACAAUGAAGUAGAUCUACUCUGGAUUGCUUUACAACUUCGUGAUUGGAGAAAAAUUGUGGAUGGUAACAAAAAUAUUGGCAAAAUUGAAAUCGAAAUGCUUAAUAAACAUUCUACACAACCCAUAUAUGAAGUGAUUUCAUCUAAGCUAGGGUUCUUAGAAUUGAAAGUAAACUUGCCCAAUGAUUCGCCCACUGAGUACAAUAUUAGAUUCAGCCUGAAAAAGCUGCAUAUAUGGGGAAAUGUCGUAAAUGACUUUCAAUGCGACUAUGUUACUUUAACUAUCAAAAAUGUUCAUAGAGUGGGUGUUGCCACAAAGAAAGACCAAAAUGAUACCAUUGUUCGCGAGAGGGGAUAUUUUUUUAUGGUCUAUGAAAACGAAUUGACAGGUGAUAACUUUGAUGAGACCUGUGAGCAAUUUCGCAGAUCCCUUCUCACUAACAAUCAUUGUGAAACACUCAGGCUAAUCACUGAGAUUAUCCAUGAUGAGCUAAGGACACCUGCUGAGAAAGCUUUUUUCAUGUGUUAUCAUGCAAUUACACUAUCUCAUUGUGGUAAAGAUCAAAUCGCAAAAGUGCUCCUCUAUGAAGCAUGGAGUAAGGUGCAGAAUGGAACCAAAAACAAUGAACUACUUGCACAGGGAAGAAUCCGCCGUAUACUAGCUGGUAUAUAUGACAGUGAAGGCAAUGAAAGUGAAGCGCUGAAUAACAUACAGAUUUGCAAACAGGCAUUGGAAACUGCUCGUCCUUCAUGUGAAAAAGCGUGUAUUCUAAUAAGGGAAGCUAUCAUACUAAAGAAAUGCAAUGUUAGCGCAGAGGCUGUUGCUCAGUUAUUUGAAAGUGCACACAAAUGUAUCCUUCAGUGUACAGAUACAAAGCGAAAAGUUCUUAUGCUGCCAAUGGCUUCAAUUGAAAGAGCCUUAUUUCUCCUGGAGUUAAAACAAGUGGAAGAGGCGAAGCAAUGUUUAAAAGACUUUAAUGACUGCCCUCGAAUCAAAACAGGAAACAAUAUUUACCAACUAAAAUUUCUUAUUGCCCAGUCUGAGGUAUUUAGGCUCUCGGGUGAUUACACGAAUGCCCAAAGAUUUAUACAUGAAUCAGAAACUCUGGUCGUAUCUGGUGUGGUGAAAAUCACUCAAAUAGAAAAAGAAGAACUGAAAAUUCAUGAAAAGAAAACGAUAAUCGCUAAGAAACUGGAAUAAUAAUACCUCAACCACUGUAUACAAUACAGCUAUCGUAUAGUGUUCAGUGUAUUGCCCCAGGCCAUCUGCAUGUAUACUGACUAACAUUCCCAGCAGCAAACUGACUGUCACGGACUUAUUAAUUUAUUAAGAACUGGUGGAUACUUCUAGAAUUUACUAUAAAAUUAUAAUGGUUUAUUAAGUGUAAAGUUCAGUAAUUUAGUGGUUUGUGAUUGUAUUGUUUUUGUAGUAAGAUUGUGCAGGAUGAUUCUAGAAUUUAGUAUAAGGACUUGGAAAGACAAUUCCAGAAGUUUCUUUCAUUUUGUGUAUAAAAGUAGGACUAUAGAAUUAUCUGUAUUGUUGUUGCUUGAAAAGUCA